GCUGAGGGACCGGGGUACGCCACGUCGCUGGGGCCGCGGAGCCCUGUUGCUGUGGGUCCCUCCCCGCUCGGGGGGCCGGGGCGGGAGUAGAGGCCGCAGCCACCGAGGCCGGUGCCCGUGCGCGGGGGGCACAGACCGGCGGUGCGGGAAGGGGAGCGGGGAGGUGGGAGGCUUGCGGGCGGAACUUCUCCGUGGCGGCCCCUGUUGCGCACCGGAGCGGAGCGGAGUUCCGGCCCGUCGCCCUCAUUUCCCAGGAGUCCCCGCGGCGCGCCCUUCUCUUUCGGCGCGGCGGCAGCGGUGGUGCGACCAUGGCCAAGUCGAAGAACCACACCACGCACAACCAGUCCCGUAAGUGGCACAGAAAUGGCAUCAAGAAACCCAGAUCCCAUAGAUACGAAUCUCUCAAAGGGGUUGAUCCCAAGUUCCUGAGGAACAUGAGAUUUGCAAAGAAGCACAACAAAAAGGGGCUGAAGAAGAUGCAGGCCAACAAUGCCAAGCAGGCUGCUCAACAGAAAAAAGACUGACGUGGUUUAAGACAAAGAACCAGAUUUCCUAUUGGCAUGCGUGUUACAGCAUUUUUGUAAAAAAUAAAAUUGGAUGUAACAAAGUCUUCGCCUCCCAAACUUGAGGAGCACCCUCCAGAA
This is a messenger RNA of Strigops habroptila (Kakapo), 644 nucleotides long. RefSeq names its product ribosomal protein L29 (gene RPL29). Lineage: Eukaryota; Metazoa; Chordata; Aves; Psittaciformes; Psittacidae. Bases 309 to 524 code for a protein of 71 amino acids. Gene Ontology annotation, cellular component: cytosolic large ribosomal subunit; ribosome. The transcript has 4 exons. Gene Ontology annotation, molecular function: structural constituent of ribosome. The record is from RefSeq and is a predicted model, not a curated record. Gene Ontology annotation, biological process: cytoplasmic translation.